Molecule: messenger RNA, 1211 nt
Organism: Columba livia (rock pigeon)
Lineage: Eukaryota; Metazoa; Chordata; Aves; Columbiformes; Columbidae
Gene: MED10
Product: mediator complex subunit 10
Exons: 4
Coding region: 103-507 (134 amino acids)
Biological process (GO): positive regulation of transcription by RNA polymerase II
Cellular component (GO): mediator complex
Molecular function (GO): transcription coregulator activity
Source: RefSeq, a predicted model, not a curated record
GGGCGUGGUCUGAAGCCGGGAGGGCGUGUGCAGCCACUCCGCUCCUUAAGCGCAUGCGCCAGUUGCCGGAAGUGGUGGUGGGGGGACGGGCAGGUUAUAGCGAUGGCGGAGAAGUUCGACUCCCUGGAGGAGCACCUGGAGAAGUUCGUGGAGAACAUUCGGCAGCUCGGCAUUAUCGUCAGCGACUUCCAGCCCAGCAGCCAGGCUGGGCUCAACCAGAAAUUGAAUUUCAUGGUGACGGGCUUGCAGGAUAUCGACAAAUGCCGGCAGCAGCUUCACGAUAUCAGCGUCCCCUUAGAAGUUUUUGAGUACAUAGAUCAAGGCCGCAAUCCUCAGCUUUACACGAAAGAGUGUCUGGAGCGAGCUUUGGCUAAAAAUGAGCAAGUAAAAGGAAAAAUUGAUACAAUGAAGAAAUUUAAAAGUCUGUUAAUUCAAGAACUGACGAAGGUGUUCCCAGAAGACAUGGCAAAGUACAAAGCUAUUCGAGGAGAAGAUCCUUCUCCUUAAGUUGGCCUUCGAUAGCUCUAAAAAUUUCAAUUCCAUAAGCAGACACGACUCUAUAAAAACAUUGAUUGUAGAGAGGGUAAAUCCAAGCCUUUGUAACAACUGUACUGAAAAUGGCAGCAGUGGUCUGUAAAGGUGCUUGGUGAUUGCUGAUGGUUCUGGUCUGGGGCUACUGAACCUUUCUGAAGACUUUUACUCAAAGAUUACACUUGAAACUUCCAAUGGUAAUCUGUUCCUCCUUCUUGAAAGGUUUUGGAGAUGUACAUGCCUACAGGUUGUCAAUACAUAGCAUUUCCCACAAAGUGCAUUGCUGGAGCAGAAAAUGUAUAUUUUUUGUCUUCUGAACAGUGUGCUCCAGGAUUGUGGGCUCAUCUGUUUUUAAGAGAAAUGUGUUUGUUAAACUUUAUUUUUCAUUUUUUUAUUACAGUACAAACAGUUUACUGCUUUCACCUUGCCAAAUUCUGCUGAACAGGAGCCUGUCAAAGGCUGCAGUUCCUGUGUGUCAUAAUGAAUUGCAGCCAAGAAAACCUUCAGAUGCUCUUGUUUUGUUCCAUGAGCUGCAGUGCAGAUGGCUGAGGUUAUAGAAAGCGAGUGUAUUUGGGGACUAGCACCUCAAUGUUAAUAUUUUGUAUAGUAUUUAAUGUAAGCUUUUGUUUAAUUUGAUUCAUUUUCUGUAAGCAGUUUGAAUAAUAAAUUGAAAAAUAAAA